AUGCGCAUAAAACUUUCGAGUAAAUUAUUUUUGCUCUAUUUGUGCUUUGCAUUAUUCUCAUUAAGAUCCAAUGCCUGCACAUUUAAUUUGGUUGAAGCUGCUGAUAACAUUGCAGGUACCAACUUGAAUUCAACGGACAAUAAUGGUUCUCAGAAGUGCUUGGAAAUAUUUUCAAUACCAUCAAAAGAACAGUGUGAGUUUGCUGAGAGAUACUGUGGAGAGUACAAGCUUGGAACGAUCAACUAUUUCAAAAUUUACUAUUGUGGAUCAACCAGUGAGGUAACCCGUAAGGUUGUCUUCUUUCCUUUUACAUUGCUCAUUCUAGCAUUUUUAUUCUUGGCAUUAGGCAUUGUUGCUGGGGAAUACCUAUGUCCAAAUUUGAGUGCAAUUUCAAAUUUCUUGCAGAUUCCUGAUAAUAUUUCUGGAAUGACUCUUUUGGCUUUUGGUAAUGAUUCUCCAGACAUAAUGAGUACAUACAGCUCGUUCAGUACGGGCAAUGCAUCCUUGGCAAUCGGAGAAUUGAUAGGUGCUGCUUUCUUUGUUACCUGCUUUGUAGUGGGUACAGUGUCCAUUAUUCACCCUUUCUCAUUAUUACCCAAAGAACAGACAGCUACAGAACUUCCAAGCCAGGAUAAUACGUCCGAUGUUUCCUGGUACAGAAUCAGAAAUUCAAAACUUGUUUUCUUGCGAGAUGUGUGCUUUUUCGUUUUGUCACUUCUCCUUAUAAUGGUAUUUCUUCUUAAGGGAAGAUUUACAAAGUCAACGCUCAUACUUUUAACAGGGCUCUACAUUUUUUACACUGCGAUGAUUGUGUCUUGGCAGCAUAUAUAUGACAAAACUAGAAAGAACUUAGAAGCCACAGCUCGGGCUCGUAGUUUAUACGAUGACGAACGACCUUUGCGGUUUGCUAACGAUAAUCUUGAGUUUGAGAACGAGUAUACAUUCAAUCCGGCAGUUUUAAGCAAUUUUGAAUUUGGCUCUGUGUUAAGUGGUUUGACUAAGAGCAGAUCAAUACAAAUAUCUCCAGAGAGUAUUCUUCAUUAUUCAGACAAUGAUGAUGCUACACAAUAUGAAACGAGGCUUCAGAACUUGGAUGGAGAAGAGAUAUAUUCGGAAACAGAAGGUCAGUUACGUGUACACGGGGAAGAGGAUUCACUUAGAGAAGAGACUCGAAAUAUUGAUGGUAGCAAUGGCUUAACCCAUUUGAUCACUUUAAUAUUUAAAAUAGUAAGUGCUCCAAUUAAAGGCAUUCUGUGUAUUACCGUGCCCAAAGUUACUACCGAUUUUUAUCAUACCGAGCACAAAUUUAGGUUCAAUGAAUUAGCAAGUUUAUUAAGCUCCGCGUUACUUUCAGGUACCAUCAUACAAUAUGCACUUUUUAAGCAGAAUUCAUUGAGGAGUAGUAUUUUACAGUUUGGACUAUCAUUAUUGCUUAUGGCAUGCACAUAUUAUAAUAUGAUUAUAUCUGGGCACCAGAUGGAUUUGUUGAAAAUGUUUCUUUCGGCAGUCGGAUUUAUGGCAUCAAUUUCAUGGAUAUCUUUUAUAGCUGAGGAACUCAUCAAUAAUUUGAAGUUUAUAUCAGUUCUUACGAAAUUAUCCGAGGCCAUAUUGGGUUUAACAGUGUUUGCUAUUGGAAACUCUGUUGGCGAUUUAAUAAGCGAUAUAGUUGUUGCCAGAUUGGGCUAUCCGUUGAUGGCAUUGGCGGCAUGCUUGGGCGGGCCAUUAAUGAACAUGCUUUUAAGUAUUGGUGUCAAUGGUUUGAUAGUCGGUGGAAGAGUGAGCAUUAACACCAGUUUCAGUCUCUAUUCCAGUUGUGUAUUUAUCAUGAUUAACCUCAUAUUUAUGUUGGUGUAUGUGCCGAGAAAUGAUUGGAAGUUUGACCGUCUAAGUGGGACCAUAAUGAUAUCUGUUUGGUGCUUUGGUACGUUGGUGAACGUUUUAAUAGAGCUUUUCAAUUGA
Molecule: messenger RNA, 1959 nt
Organism: Brettanomyces bruxellensis
Lineage: Eukaryota; Fungi; Ascomycota; Pichiomycetes; Pichiales; Pichiaceae
Exons: 1
Coding region: 1-1959 (652 amino acids)
Biological process (GO): intracellular calcium ion homeostasis; monoatomic cation transport; transmembrane transport
Cellular component (GO): membrane
Molecular function (GO): monoatomic cation transmembrane transporter activity
Source: RefSeq, a predicted model, not a curated record